AUGGAUAUUGAAACGUCGAGCGGUAUAAUUAGAACUACGAAACGUCAACAGACCCGAGAUCCGUGGUGCUUAUCCAUGGACUCGACAAGGCGCUUCAGCCUUCACGCCAACCUCCAACCGCCUAUUCUGGCGGCAUUGUCACAGCUCGCAGCGGUCCAAUUGUCGAAAGUCCCCGCAGCAGCGGAUCGGCCCAACGUAACCCUAACUUUAUUAAACGGCCGAUCGCAUGAUCCAUCCAACCACGGUAUUUAUAUCUAG
Molecule: messenger RNA, 258 nt
Organism: Paracoccidioides lutzii Pb01
Exons: 1
Coding region: 1-258 (85 amino acids)
Source: RefSeq, a predicted model, not a curated record